AUGGAAAUCACACCCAAUGAGGUGCAGAUCUGCUCCUUUACAUUGUGGAAAGACGACUUCGCAGAAGGCGAGUGGAAACAGAUUACCCAAAGCCCAGUCAAAUCAGCCAAGCGUAUUUUGGAACAAGAUGGAUUCAAAGAACCUUUCAAUGCGCCAUUUGGCCGAACCUAUCACCUCAACCAGAAAAAUUGUCCACCAAAUGUAUCCACAUCCGUGCAAUUUCAUGCUGAGAUCCAUACAAGCAAUCUUGCCAAGAUCCUGAAGCGUUCGGGGUUUAACCGGCUGUUCAUUGUUCCAAAGGAUGCCUCGGGCCGACCUGACCCCCAAUGGAGAGCUCUGUGGCUUGACUUACCAGUGCAACAAAUUGAACAAAGUGCCUUACCAAACCCAUCAGCUGCAGGCCUCAUCAAAGGACGCCGCUCCCUGGGGCUUCGAGUUUUGGCUAAGAAUUUUGAGACCACGUGGAAACAGUUUUUUCCAGAUCAACCGGUGCCAGAGCCAAUACCACAGGGAGAUACAUGGAAAGUGCAGCCAUUGCCAGCAGGCAUGGACCGGAAAAUCCUUCAGGCAUGGGGUACAUCAGUGAACUGGGAGAUCCACCCACUCCGACCAGUGGGGGCACGUGCGUGGCUUGUCUUGGCCACAGAAGCCCCGCCUAAAGACAUCCUGCAGUUCAACAGCAACCCAUUGAUUAUCAAAAAGUUGCCCUCACGAUCGCCACACCAGACGGUAGGUUUGGUUGCAGGUCCCAUGUCCAAGCCAUCCAAGGUGCAGACAGCUGACACUUCCAGUGUCAAAGCGAUGUCAGUAUUUCGACAAGGUGACCCAUAUUCAGACCCUUGGAAUUCAUGGAAGCCAACCACUCAGAACAGUCCAAGUGCCAUGGCUUCGACAGCUCAGCAAACUGGACCAACUGCAGCGCAUCUGGAGAAGCAUGAUCAACAGCUCAAAGACCUUGAAACGGCAGUUCAAAAGUUGCAGGUGGACCAACAACAGCACACGACAGCUGUGGACAUGAAACUGUCCGAGAUGGAUGCCAAAUUGCAAGUCAGCCAUGAAGAAACGAAGAAUGCUUUUCAAUCCUUUCGAACUGACUUUGAAUCUACGCUGCAAAAAGCUUUGGGCCAACAAGAUCAGACUUGCACAGUUAAUGCAGGAGUCCGAGUAGGAGAAGCAGAGAAUCCAGGACCAUCGACCUCAGAGCGGCAUAGCAUUUCUGUGGGCCUAGUCAACCCAACUGCUAUCUUGAACAAGCAUUCGCAACUGGCGGAGCUGCACUGUGGAAUCCUAGCCUGCUCCGAAACCAGUGCCACCAAGACAGUCCAAAACCUUAUGCACUACCACAUGAAAGCCAAAGGAUACCAUCAGGUGUGGUGCCCACCAGUGCCGGCGCAUCUCUCCACACAGAGAGAAGAUGGAGCCAAACGAGGUUAUGUCCCAAUGGAUUUGCAGAAGGAAUGGAAAGCCAUCGUAAACACUAGGUUGAUGCAAAAACAGCAGAUAGGAGAUUCCUGGAGUGUAUUAGCAUGCAUUGCCAUUAGCACUACCUGGACCCAAAUCCUGGCUACCCAUGAUACAUUCCCAAGUGCCUAUGCUGACAACUGUGCGUGGCGCUCACUGUCCACGGCCAGUAACCUUGCGGCCCUGCGAGCCACUGUCCACUACACCAAUGCCCUUCAACUUCAAAUUGACUGGCGCAAAACUUGGAUGUGGUCCACCGACUCCCGCAACAAAGACACAUGGAAAAGCCAGAUGCUACAGGAAUGCCCUCCUGAUACAGACAUCUUGAUAGUGAGCAAUGCGCGCGAUUUGGGCUUUACCAUGAGCUACAACAAAUGCCACAGUAGGGCUACACAAAAGGGCAGACACGAAGCUGCUCUUCAGUAUAUGAUUAGGGCCCGCCAAGACUAUUUGUCACUGGAUACCAGGGGCCGAAUCUGUGGAUAUGCACUAAGCAAGGCGCUCUGGGGCACUGAAUCGUAUGUAGUGGGUGGAUCAUGGUUGAAGGAGCUCAGAUCCACAAUAGCCAAGACCCUGAUUCUUAACAAAGGUAAUAGUAACCCAUACUUUGCCUGCUCGCUCCUAACACCUCAUGUUUGUGACCCCACACUCUACCUUCUUCAGAACAGCAUUCGCAACUUGCGAUCAUGGCUUCAACAGGCUACUAGUGAAGUGUUGCAGAACUUUUUCCAGAUUGCCAGCAUGCGUGCCAUUUCCCACACUGCCGUGUGGGGACCAGCCGGCGCAAUGGCCUAUAAUUUGUCUAGAAUCGGAUGGUCAAUCAAUAAGCAAGGGAUACUUCAGACCGAUGCUGACCUUGCCUUUCCGUUGCUCACAUGUUCACAGAAAGAAUUGUUUCGACAGCUUGACUACUCGUGGAUGAAACAUGUCAUGCAAACCUGCAUACAGCGCCAUGAAUGGAAACAACUACCCAUCCCUGACCGACAGGCAACUAUGAAGCUUUUGCAUGACUGUACUGCCGGUGAAACUCGCGUUUGGUGUGAACACAUCACUGGGGCAUCCAUGACAUCCGAGCAGCUCAAACACUUCACAGAGACAAGCUCAUGCCCUCUGUGCCAGAUGCCAGACUCCAUAUAUCAUAGGGUGCUUGAAUGUACGGCGACCGCCAGUGUCCGAGCACAAUUUUCCGACCACAUUGCGAUCUUGGAAGACCUUAAUCCUGUACUGACCACUGGCGAAGUACAAGAUCACCAGCAGAUUGACCGUGCGGAACUUUCAGCGGCGAUUUGGGUGACCCAGGAAUUUGAGGAAGCAGUCAUUUUCAGUGACUCACAGUAUGUCAUUGACAUGUUUGACAAGUUGCAGCAGAUCGACCAGAUUCAACAAGCGCAUAAACUGCCUAACUUUGACCUUUUGUACCAGUGGUGGCCCACGGUCAAGAAACCAGGUCUUUGUUUUCGUAAAGUUAAAGCACAUGCGCUACAACCACAAACCGAUUCGAUCGAUGAGACCUGGGCAAAGAUAGGUAAUGCUGCAGCUGAUAGAGCCGCCAAGGUCGCCUUACAGAGACUACAAAGAUGCACACCAAUGCAUGAGGAUGUACCAGACCGUCUUAGCAUGCUGACCUUGCGCACAAACCAUGUGAAAUAUAUACAUGCACUGCAGACACAACGAGCCCGACUGUUUCAGCAGGAGGACAUCCAACCACCCAUUGGCAACAGCAUACGCAACUGGACAGACCAAAUCCAAGCGCUGGCUCAAUGGCAACCAGCCAAUGGAUGGACGUUCCAUGAGAGCGCAGAGGACUAUGAAAGGAUUGGUGCGUCGCUAUGGGGCUCGGCCUAUAGCUCUGCUCUGAUGGGUUGGUUAGCAAACGUUACAUGGUCCGAAGAGGUGGACCCUUUGGAAGCCGGGGUAACCUGGUACGAACUAUGUUUAUCCUUUAUGUAUGCAACACAGAAAGGAGUCGUUGUUAAUACAGGUGGUACUGGGCCAGAUUUUGCACCCUUGCAGCUGGAAAUUAAUAACUCAGAUGUGGACUUUGGUCGCCAAGUUUUUGCGUUUGAGCGAGCAAUCACCACGCUUCAGACGGUUUUGGGUCGCCCUAUUAUUCCUUCCAAUCGCACCAUGGCGCGAAGUUUACGAAUCUUGGGUUGUGCCAAACUGAAGAGCGGAUUCAAAUGCAGACCAAGUUUCCCCUUUCAGAAAGAUAUCAUCAGCAGUUUGGUGACACACUUUGCAGCACAAGCGCAAAAUGAGGAGACAAUGGGAGCACCACUUGUUCCUACACUGAUGCCCACCGUCACUUGGGCCGAAGAUCCUAGGGAUGUACAACAAGUGCCGGAGGCGGAGAUGAAUCAAUCUCCUAUUUCCAACAGCCUUUUCCUGCCGGAGGGAAAACAACAGGGCAGCAACAGUCAAGUUGCUGCGCGUGACUUGCCAUGCCUCGCCACCAGAAUCAUCCAGAAUCGGUGGGACACGGAUCAG
This is a messenger RNA of Cladocopium goreaui, 3948 nucleotides long. The record is from the annotation of a GenBank genome assembly. NCBI's taxonomy places the organism in Eukaryota, Dinophyceae, Suessiales, Symbiodiniaceae.